This is a messenger RNA of Cyprinodon tularosa, 2421 nucleotides long. It is a transcript of the gene rilpl1, whose product is annotated as Rab interacting lysosomal protein-like 1. The coding region runs from base 198 to 1733 and encodes 511 amino acids. Gene Ontology annotation, molecular function: protein dimerization activity. Gene Ontology annotation, cellular component: cytoplasm; ciliary basal body. Gene Ontology annotation, biological process: cilium assembly. The record is from RefSeq and is a predicted model, not a curated record. NCBI's taxonomy places the organism in Eukaryota, Metazoa, Chordata, Actinopteri, Cyprinodontiformes, Cyprinodontidae. The transcript is spliced from 9 exons.
AUCCCGUGACCGGAAGUUGUGCCGGUCUCUUCCGGUCCCAAUUGGACAGCGGUACCCGCUAGCUUCCAGAGGACAUCCGCUCCGGCCCGGGAUAGAAAUGGGACGUUUCCGAAUUUUAUCCCAAACGAAUCGAUUUAAAGCGCUGACUCAGCAUCAAGCGUUGAAUAAUCGGUAGUUUUAGCGCUUUAAGUUUCUGUAUGGUUUAUUUCGGUACCGGUUGUGAAGUUAAAUCGGUGGAGUGGAAGUUGCCUGACUUGUUAGUGCCGGGGAAGGAAGUUUGUUGUGGCGAAGGAAGCGGGAGGGCCAGAAAACAUCCCGUCAUGAUGGAGGACUUCGGCUCGGCUCUGGAGAAGAACGUCGCAGACCUCACCGUGAUGGACGUCUACGACAUCGCCGCGGUGGUGGGGCAGGAGUUCGAGCGGAUCAUAGACCAGUAUGGCUGCGAGGCUCUGUCCAGGCUGAUGCCCAAAGUGGUGCGGGUGCUGGAGAUCCUGGAGGUGAUGGUGAGCCGCAGCAGCAUGAGCCCGGACAUCGACGAGCUGCGGCUGGAGCUGGACAGGCUGCGGCUGGAGCGGAUAGACCGGCUGGAGAAGGAGAAGAAGCACAGACAGGAGUUGGAGCGGGUGGAGGAUGUGUGGCGGGGAGAGGCCCAGGAUCUUCUGUCCCAGAUCGCUCAGCUGCAGGAGGAGAACAAGAACCUCCUCUCCAACAGGCCCCUGAAAGACUCGGUGAACGAGGAGGACCUGCAGAGACACGAGGGUAUGACGGAGAGAGAGAAGCAGGUGAUGAUGAAGUUGAAGGAAGUGGUGGACAAACAGAGGGACGAGAUCCGAGCCAAGGAUCGGGAGCUGACGCUGAAAAACGAGGACAUAGAAGCACUCCAGCAGCAGCAGUCCCGCCUCAUGAAAAUCAACCAUGACCUGCGCCAUAAGAUCUCGGUGGUGGAGGCUCAGGGGAAGGCUCUGAUCGGGCAGAAGGUGGAGCUGGAGGCCGGCGCCCAGACGCAGGCGCAGGAGGUGGGAGCCCUGCGGCAGGAGGUGUCCCGCCUGCGGGAGCGGCUUCAAGGAGAGCGGACCGCGCAGAACCCAGAGGAACUCCUGGUGCCUCACCCCCCGUCACCAGCAGAGCCUGAUAAAAGAGCCAGAGUGGAUUUGAGUGCUGAGGGUGGGUCAGACGGACGGGACGCCUACCAGCUGGUGCUGGGUGGGUUUGAUCCACCUCAGCAGCAUCUCGCUAGCUCCCUCGCUUCAGAAGGACGUGAAGAUGAGGAGGCUGAGGACGAAGCUGCGUUGCUUUGGGAGGCGAUGUGUGAUGAGGACAUGCCUGGUGUGUUCCAAUAUUUCACCAAGGAGGCGAUGUGCGAGGAGGAGCCGGGCGUUCUGGACCCGAAGGAUCCCAACAGGCCCCGCUUCACACUGCAGGAGCUAAGGGACGUCCUGCAUGAGAGGAAUGAGCUGAAGGCCAAAGUGUUCCUGCUACAGGAGGAGCUGGCAUACUACAAGAGUGAUGAAAUAGAGGAUGAUGCUACAACUCCGUCUCCAUCCCCGUCUCCUGAACUGGGGUCCCGCUCCAGAUCAGCAGCCCAGCCUGAAUCAGGAAUCAAACGCCUGUUUAGUUUCUUUUCACGUGACAAGCAGCGCGGCUCGCAGCGGGACGCCGGCGGCUUCGGCUCGUGGAUGCAGAGAGACGACGUGUACACGGAACAAGCCCAGGAGGCCCUGCAGCACCUCUAGAGAAGCUCCGCCCCAAAUCGCUCCCCCUGCACAUUAAACUGACUCAUCCUGCAAGCGGAAAAAAAGCAAACUUUGCUUCAAAGUGAGACGGACUGAAAGAAAGAAUGAAAAAAGAUUAUUUAAAGAGGCGUAGAGACGGAGCGGCUCUAAAAUGCUUCGGUUGCACAGGAGCUGGUUAGCCCACAUAGAUGGAGAGAGAGAAAGGGAUUUCUUUAGACUGAAGAAGGUUUUCCAGAUGACUGUUGGCUUUAUUUUUUUAUUCUAUGUAGUAGAAGGUUGAAGCAUGAAUGAAAACCCGACUCUUUAUGUAGUUUACAGUUAGGGCAGUAUUUUUUUUAUUUUUAUUCUUUAUUUAACUUUUUGCUGUCAUGUUGGCCCCAAACAUGGGAUCACUGCUCAGCAGCUCCACCAAUCAGAUCGAAGCCUGAGGAGGAAACGUGCCGUUGAAUCCUGAUUGAAACCAGCAGCAGAUAAAUGAGCUAAAGCACCUUAGCACAGCAGGAUAAACUGAAGCCCAUUUCUGCAAAGAGAAGCACAUGGGGACUAAGGUGAGCCGGCCUCAAAACGACAAACUAAAAUACUAAAACAGCACAUUUUGGGUUUAUUUACACCCUGUCCACCUUCCCAUUCAGAUUAUGGGAUUAGAUUUAACACACGGAAUAUAUUUUACUUUAUAUUUAAAAAAAAA